CCGCUCGCGGGCGGGGCGGGCCCAGAGCGCGCGGCGCCGGCGCCUCUCGCUUCCUAGCCUGCCAUGGAGCGGCUGACGUUACCUCCCGGCGGCGCGGCGGCUGUGGACGAGUACCUGGAGUACCGGAGGUGCUGGUUUUGGGAGAGAGACACCGAUUGGUGUAGUGUCCGUGGUUCUGGAGAUAGAUACUCCUCUCCAGAAACUGGAGAGGCAGCCGCCCCGUGGCUUGAGGAGGUGACUCACUGCCCAGGGUCCUGACAAAGAAUUGUAGGUGAGGACGAUGGAGGGAAACUUUUUACUCCUGAAGAAUAUGAAGAAUACAAAAGAAAAGUUUUACCUAUGCGCUUACAGAACAGAUUAUUCGUCAGCUGGCAAUCACCAACUGGAAUGGAUUGUAAACUUGUGGGUCCAGAGACACUGUGUUUUUGUACACAUAGGUAUAAGCAACAUCAAACAGACUUUGAAACGGUUCCACAGCAGCGCCCCAUUCGUCUGCCUUGUCGAGUGACCGGCUGCCAGUGCAGGGCUUACCUGUUUGUCCCUUUGAAUGGGGCACAGCCCAUUCGCUGCAGGUGCAAGCACUUUGCAGAUCAACACAGUGCUGCACCUGGCUUUAUGUGCAAUGCCUGUUCGAAGUGUUCAGGAUUCCAUAGCUGCUUCACUUGUGCUUGUGGUCAGCCUGCAUAUGCCCACGACACAGUAGUGGAGACUAAGCAAGAAAGACUGGCUCAAGGAAAACCAGUGGGACGGGAUGUUCCUUAUGCAGCAAUGGGAGGACUGACUGGCUUCAGCUCACUGGCGGAAGGCUACAUGCGGUUAGAUGACAGUGGAAUUGGUGCACCUUCAGCUGAAUUUUUAGACUCUCCAGUUACGGCCACGGACCACCCAUUUCUAAAAGCAUUUCAAGCAUCAUCUAGUUCUUCUCCAGAAACACUAACAGAUGUAGGUACAAGUAGUCAAGUUUCUUCCUUAAAGAGACCUGAAGAGGACGAUAUGUCUUUCUUUGAAAGACGAUACCAGGAAAGGGGAUUCUCUGACAACUGUGGUUUGGGAUGCCCCCCUGGAAACCCUCUGCAUUAUACAUGUAUAAUGACCUUGGGACCAUCCUUCACUAAUGGGAGGUGUAAGCCAAUAGAUAAAUGCUCUCCCUUCUGUCUGCUUGGAAGACAAUUCUGAGAUGACUUCCAUAAACUUCCUCAGAAAAUCUUAUGGAAUUGAAUACUAGUCACCCAUAAUAAUGGCCAACUCCAUAAUACAUCCUUAUUUUAGCUUUCUCUUUUUCUCUUUUCCACUUCCUGGUCCCUCCUUUUGGUUCUGUGGAGGAGAGACUGUUCUGUGAUAUGACUGCUACUGGACCCACAAGCCAGACCUGGGCCAGAGCAAAGAUUGCUUCCUGGAAACCCUCUCAGAGACUAUCUGAUCAAAAUUGAUACUUUCCUUCUGACAUAAAGCAGUACCUCUCCCCUGUGUCCCAGAUCAUGCUGGUUCCUGGAACAGGGCAGUUUCCUGACCUAGGUAAGCAUAUAAGGCAUUUCCCUUCCCUGGGACUGAUCAUGUACCAGUACCCACCUCCAUCCCACCCCGUUUUAUAUCAUUCUUUGGUACCAAGUGGCAUGGAGGAUAUCCACUUUGUCUUGCAGCCUCCCAAGACACACCUCGUAUGUAACUUUCCCUUAAUAAAAUGUUAAUU
Molecule: messenger RNA, 1690 nt
Organism: Rhinolophus ferrumequinum (greater horseshoe bat)
Lineage: Eukaryota; Metazoa; Chordata; Mammalia; Chiroptera; Rhinolophidae
Gene: FAM221A
Product: family with sequence similarity 221 member A
Exons: 8
Coding region: 340-1176 (278 amino acids)
Source: RefSeq, a predicted model, not a curated record